AUGAUUUCACCAAUACGACAUACGGCAGCCUUUCUGCUCAGUGGCGCCGCCGUCGCCAACGCCGCCACUUAUAGCAUCGCGUCCGCUGCCGACAUCAAACAAACCUCCUCCCUCCUCGCCUGGGACCUCCUCCAAUACUACAAAGGCAACCUCACCGGCCAAACCCCCGGCAUCCUCCCUGGUCCUCCCCCAGCAGGCGAUUACUACUGGUGGGAAGGCGGCGCCAUGUGGGGGACCCUGAUCGACUACUGGAAAUUCACCGGCGACGACAGCUACAACGAUCUCAUCACCCAAGCCAUGCUGUGGCAGGUAGGCCCAGACAAGGACUACAUGCCCCCCAACGUCACCGCCUCCCUGGGGAACGACGAUCAAGGGUUCUGGGGCAUGUCGGCGAUGCUGGCCGCGGAAAACAAGUUUCCUGAUCCACCAGAGGAUGAACCGCAGUGGUUGGCGUUGGCGCAGGCCGUGUUCAACACCCAGGCGAGCCCGGACAGGCACGACGAGACGUGCAACGGGGGGUUGAGGUGGCAGAUUCCUUGGUCGAAUAAUGGGUAUAAUUACAAGAAUAGUAUCGCAAACGGAUGCUUCUUUAACCUGGGCGCGAGACUGGCCCGGUACACGGGCAACACCACGUACGCCGACUGGGCGGAAAAGACAUGGGACUGGAUGAGAGGAGUCGGGUUCAUGGACGAAAAGUACAACAUCUACGACGGCGGGCACGUCGAGCACAACUGCACCGACAUCAACCGGGCGCAGUUUUCGUACAACAACGGGGUGUUUUUGCUUGGGGCGGCGUACAUGUAUAAUUAUACAAAUGGCAGUGACGUUUGGCGCGAACGCCUCGACGGUCUCACCGACGCCACCAUCCGCGUUUUCUUCCCCGACAACAUUGCUUACGAGGUCGCCUGCGAGGAGCACAUGUCUUGCACGACGGAUAUGCUCAGCUUCAAGGGCUACGUCGCCCGCUGGAUGGCCACCGCCACCCAGGUCGCGCCUUUUCUCGCCCCGAAGGUGUUGCCCGUUCUGCAGAACUCAGCCAAGGCGGCUAUUGCCAGCUGUGUAGGCGAGAAGAACGGACAGAGAGCCUGUGGGUUUAAGUGGUCCACGGGCACCUUUGACGGGAGCCAGGGGGCGGGGCAGACGAUGAAUGUCUUGGGGGCCGUGUCGUCGUUGUUGAUCGGGCAGAGCAGGCCUCCUGUGACAAACUCGACGGGAGGCACGAGCAAGGGGGAUCCGAACGCGGGGAGCCAGAGUGAUAACUUCAAGGACAAGUACCUGCCGCCGACGACGGGGGACAAGGCGGGCGCGGGAAUAUUGACGGUGCUGAUAUUGGUUAGUGUGGUGGGGACGUUUGGGUGGAUGAGCACUGGUGUUUGA
This is a messenger RNA of Podospora bellae-mahoneyi, 1377 nucleotides long. RefSeq lists its product as uncharacterized. Gene Ontology annotation, molecular function: mannan endo-1,6-alpha-mannosidase activity. Lineage: Eukaryota; Fungi; Ascomycota; Sordariomycetes; Sordariales; Podosporaceae. Gene Ontology annotation, biological process: carbohydrate catabolic process; fungal-type cell wall biogenesis. Bases 1 to 1377 code for a protein of 458 amino acids. The transcript is spliced from 4 exons. The record is from RefSeq and is a predicted model, not a curated record.